Epithele typhae is the source of this 306-nucleotide messenger RNA. RefSeq lists its product as uncharacterized. NCBI's taxonomy places the organism in Eukaryota, Fungi, Basidiomycota, Agaricomycetes, Polyporales, Epitheliaceae. Gene Ontology annotation, molecular function: acyltransferase activity, transferring groups other than amino-acyl groups. The transcript is spliced from 2 exons. The annotation marks the transcript as partial. The record is from RefSeq and is a predicted model, not a curated record.
CAGAGGCACACAGAGUACCUCAACGCGGUCGCUCGGCUCGAGGCAGAGGGCGUCGGGGACAGGAAGGCGGAGAUGUUCGAGCUCAUCAUGCUCGAGACAACACCCGAGAAGCAGGGCCGGGGCUACGCGAGCGCGCUGGUCAAGGCAUUGAACGAUUUGGCUGACGCCGAAGAGCGGGCGGUAUGGGUGAGGACGUCCGACGCCUCCGGAUUCUAUGCCACGCUGGGCUAUGUAACCGUCGCCCAUGGGAUGAUUGCGGAAGACAACCCGGAGUGGGACGGACCGCCGGUGGAUAUUUACAUCGUG